Molecule: messenger RNA, 2334 nt
Organism: Gastrolobium bilobum
Lineage: Eukaryota; Viridiplantae; Streptophyta; Magnoliopsida; Fabales; Fabaceae
Product: casein kinase 1-like protein 12
Exons: 14
Coding region: 423-1772 (449 amino acids)
Biological process (GO): signal transduction; endocytosis; peptidyl-serine phosphorylation
Cellular component (GO): cytoplasm; nucleus
Molecular function (GO): protein serine/threonine kinase activity; ATP binding
Source: RefSeq, a predicted model, not a curated record
UCAAAGACAAACCCAUUUCAUCUCAUCUCAUCAUGCAAGAGAGAGAAACACCAUAUCCAUCAAUAUCGUCACUGCUCCUCCUUACGCUUUCCUUUUCUUCCUUAUUCUCUCUACCCACCCCCUUUUUUGUUAACCUAACCCUACAAUUAUCACACCCAAAUACCACAAUUACAAUCACAAUUUUACCUAAUUCCUCACCCUAGAUCUCACACCAAAAUCUUCUUUCUUUUUCACCAUCUCAUUUCUUUUUCAUUUUCUUCCGUUAUACCUUUUUUUUUCCUUUCUUUUUAUCUAUUCAUGGAUUCCAGUUCUGGGUGCCGACAAUUUGUGGCAUUUAAUAUUUACUCAAUUUGGAAUUAGGGGUUGUGGUUUGCUUAGGGUUCCAAAGAUUAUCGCUCCCCCCCCCCCCCCCCCCCCCCUGAAUGGAACCUCGUGUAGGGAAUAAGUUUCGGCUCGGCCGGAAGAUCGGUGGCGGCUCGUUUGGCGAGAUCUAUUUAGGUACUAAUAUUCAAACUAACGAAGAGGUUGCAAUUAAGCUUGAAAAUGUCAAGACAAAGCAUCCUCAGUUGCUGUACGAGUCCAAGUUGUACAGAAUUCUCCAGGGAGGAACUGGAAUUCCAAAUGUUAGAUGGUUUGGGGUGGAAGGAGAUUACAAUGUUCUAGUGAUGGAUCUGCUUGGACCUAGUCUUGAAGAUCUAUUUAACUUCUGUAGUAGAAAACUAUCACUAAAGACAGUUCUCAUGCUUGCUGAUCAAAUGAUCAACCGUGUUGAGUUUAUUCAUUCUAAAUCAUUUCUACACCGGGAUAUCAAACCGGAUAAUUUUCUGAUGGGAUUAGGAAGGCGUGCAAACCAGGUUUAUGCUAUUGAUUUUGGUUUGGCUAAGAAAUACAGAGAUAGUUCAACCCAUCAACACAUUCCUUACAGGGAAAAUAAGAAUUUGACUGGAACCGCAAGAUAUGCUAGCAUGAAUACUCAUCUUGGCAUCGAGCAAAGCCGAAGAGAUGAUUUGGAGUCUCUUGGUUAUGUUUUGAUGUACUUCCUGAGAGGAAGUCUUCCUUGGCAGGGACUUAAAGCAGGAACCAAGAAACAGAAGUACGAGAGAAUCAGUGAAAAGAAGGUUUCUACCUCGAUUGAAGCCUUGUGUCGAGGUUAUCCAACAGAAUUUGCAUCAUACUUCCAUUACUGCCGCUCAUUGAGGUUUGAUGAUAAGCCAGAUUAUGCUUACCUCAAAAGGAUAUUUCGUGACCUAUUUAUUCGUGAAGGAUUCCAGUUUGACUAUGUUUUUGAUUGGACCAUUUUGAAGUAUCAGCAAUCACAGCUGGCCACUCCUCCAGCACGAGCCAUUGGUCCUAGUGCUGCAACCAGUUCUGGAAUGCCACCGGCUGUUACUAAUGCUGAUAGACAUACAGGAGGGGAAGAAGGGCGACCUCCUGGUUUGAUUUCUGUGGAUUCGAGACGAAGAAUGUCAGGGCCCAUUUUAAAUUCUUUAUCAACUGCCAAUAUCUUGGGUCAGUCAAGUGGAUCUUCAAGGCGAGUUGCUGCUUCUAGUAGCCGUGAUGCAUUUGCAGGUGCCGAGUCAGAUGUUCGUACUCGUACUGCUGAGGCUAGCUCCAGAAUUUUGAGCGGGCAAAGAAGUUCACCAAUUGGAUCUUCUGAUCCUCCCAAGAGAGUAUCAUCUGGGAGAAAUGCUUCUCAUGUAAAAAAUUAUGACUCUGCCCUUAAGGGCAUGGAGGGUUUGCAGUUAGAGAAUGAUGAGAGGGUCCAUUAUUGAUCUCACCUGCUGAUCUAGUGAAGUCUAUGAGUUGAUAGGCACUGCAAAAGUUGCUUAUGUUGCUAAGUUGAGCUGUGAGGAAAUUUGGAUCUGAAAUUGAAAUUCUGGGUUUGUUUUGUUAACUCAUCUGCUCAAACCGAUGAAGCUGAGAAGCUGAAAUAAUUUGAGCUAAGCCAGGGAUUGUGCUUGCUGUAAAGCUCAGGUUUAAUUGGCACUUCGCUUCUGGUGGCAUGAACUUCUAAUUUUUAUAACAUUUUCUGUGAGUUAUUAUAUUGGUUUAUCAGAUGUUUACAGUGUCACGUGGACCACAAAGGUCAAAACUAUCAAAUACCAGCAAAAAUGUAAUUAGCCAUUGUACUCUUGUUGGAUAAGAUUCCCAUGGUUUCCACGAUGUAAGUAUCUGGAAAUUAUUCGGGCAUUAGGAACUUGGAAUGUCCUACCUUUUGAGGUUCAUAUUUAAGCUUAAAUCAUAGUAUCUCUCUAGUUUUUCCCAGUUAUCUGUCCCAAUAAACUUGUAUGGAAUUUUAUUUCAAUCUGUGAAAAAGGUUUUCAUUAAACUGGA